Oncorhynchus gorbuscha (pink salmon) is the source of this 988-nucleotide messenger RNA. Its product is annotated as cystatin-F-like. The record is from RefSeq and is a predicted model, not a curated record. The transcript is spliced from 4 exons. Gene Ontology annotation, molecular function: cysteine-type endopeptidase inhibitor activity. NCBI's taxonomy places the organism in Eukaryota, Metazoa, Chordata, Actinopteri, Salmoniformes, Salmonidae. Gene Ontology annotation, cellular component: late endosome; endoplasmic reticulum; lysosome. The coding region runs from base 67 to 480 and encodes 137 amino acids. Gene Ontology annotation, biological process: negative regulation of microglial cell activation; positive regulation of myelination; immune response.
AAUGUGUUGCCUUACAGGAAGUCAAAUAAACAGAACAGUGUUGAGAAAGCUCCAGGUAUUGGCAACAUGCUUCUGCUCUUCUCUGGCUUGUGCCUGUGCUCUAUUGUCAGUUGCCAAAGGUAUACGUCUGUGCCUGGCUCUCCCUAUAACAUCAGCACAGAUAACAAGGGGGUCCUAAAGGCGGUGCUUCACGGGGCCUAUUCAUUUAACAACCAGACCAAUGAUGCUUUUCUCUUCAAGCCAUCUGCAAUUGAGAAAGCAGAAAGACAGCUUGUGAAGGGGUUCAAAUACAUUCUGGAAGUAGACCUCUCACGGACUGUGUGCCUCAAAAAGGGGCACAAAGAAGCAGACCUGGCCAACUGCAAGUUCCAACCAGAUGGUUUGUUACAGCAGACAUUCCACUGUGACUUUGAGGUUUGGACUAUGCCUUGGCUCCGCUUCAUGAAGACAACCUAUUUUGUUUGCAGUCCAUCUGACUGACCUUCCACUUCUUCAUGAAACCCAAUCCUUCCUCAUUUCAAUAUUCUGAGGAAAUUACUAAACUGGUUAGGUGCCUUUCGGUUGUUGUAGCUGUGUAAAUUAGACUUGAAAGGCCUGAAAAUCAUAUUGCUACUCAAGACAUUGAAAUUGCCAUUGUUUGACUAUACGUUAAAGGAGUAGUUCACUAUUUUACAACUUGAUGUUAGUUGGUUCCUCACCCUGAAAGUAGUCUACGGGCCAAGAGAAACUGUAAUCCAUGGUUCAGUUUUCUUUAAACAGCCACUACAAACUUCAGCUAAGUUUAUCCACUACAAGAUAACAAUCAAUGGAAGUGAUGGGGUCAUGUGAGCAUGUUUUUUUGUUUGUUGAACUGGCCAAAUCACCUUUAAGUAACAUCAGAACAAAUAUGGAGUUGAUUUGAAUUUGGACAUUUAAAGAAUCUUCCAUCACUUCAAUUGAUUGUUAGCUUGGGGUUGGUUAAGGUUAGCUGAAGUUUGUAGUGGCUGUU